CUGAUCCCUCCGGGUGCUUAUCACGUCAGGGCUACAAAAGUCCAACAAAAUAGCACCAUAUUUGGACAACGUACGUCGCAAUUACGCCACUUUUACAAUCCGUCAUCGUCCCAAGUUCAUACCGCUAACCUUUCUAGGCAUAUGGAUCUCAGCGAUGCAUUUCCAACCGAACACUAGCCGAUCCUCCAAACAACGAACUGUCUUUUCAGUGGGAAAUGCUGUGUCUAUCUCAGCCUGCACGCACCUCACAAAUAUGGCACGGAAUUGUUACGGCUACGCAUUCCCACUAUGCAUGGUGCACGCGAAGCCUAGCAUCAGCGGCUCCGCGCUUCGGAAGUCUGGGCCUUACGAGUGAUAGCGGAUGACACAAUUCGCUCUGGAACAUAACCUCCUGGAGGACCGUCAGUACUUAAAAUUCCUACUAGAAUCAAUCCUACUUAGUUCUUGUAGCAUAGCUCUGUUACUCUCACCAUGGCUGAGGGACAAGCUUUAUCACAGCUGGAGGCUGAGCAUGAUGACCGGAAUCAAGAGCAUGGUCAUGAUGACAGCAAAAGGGAGUAUUCGAUGGGAAACGAUAUACCUCAGGCAGCGGCAGAGUCGUCUGCUGCCGAUGCUAUCAUCGACGCUGGGAGGAUUCGGGCGUUGAAGCUGGCAAAUUUUUUUGCAGCGCAAGCAGAGCAGGCUGCAGGUGUGCUGGUGGAGAGCAGCAAAAGGAAGCGUGAUGAUUGUUCGGUAUUGGAGGCUCCUGAUCUCAAGCGUCCCGCUGGAGACGUCGUCGGCUUGAAGCUAGCAGCUGAUCCAACUUUCGCGAUAUCAGCGCCUCUGCUUGCUAUGGACGGGAAUGCCACUGAGACUAUAAUGUGCCCACCCGACAAAGUGGGACGCAUUAUUGGGCGCGCCGGGGCAACCAUUCGGGACCUUGAGGCGAGCACCAGCACGCGUAUUCAGGUGGACCAUAAGGCUCCAGGCGAUAAGCCAGUCGUUGUAUCUGGUAGGCGAGAUGACGUAGAUCGUGCUAAGCGUGCUGUGCACGAUCUGAUUUCCGGUGCAACUGAGACAACGUCACCAAGCACCAACGAGGUUCAGGGGACUGUGGAGUGUCCACCUGGGAUUGUUGGUCGCAUCAUUGGGCGUGGUGGCGAAACUAUCCGUACGCUGCAGCAGGCCAGUGGCGCCCACAUCUUAGUAAAUCAAGAUUUCCCCGAAGGAGUCCCACGUCAGAUUAUCAUAACCGGUGCUCAGGAUGCAGUUCAGCGUGCUACCAGUAUGGUUUCUGAGCUUAUCAAUGGAUCAAAUCACACUAACACCCAGGCAAUUAUUCAGCGGUUUGGUGUUGGUUCAACCGAAGUGGUGGAAUGCCCCAAGGCGAUGGUGGGCCGAAUUAUCGGCAAGGGUGGAGAAACCAUUAAGGACCUUCAGAAGCGGUUUAACGUCAGUAUCCAAAUAGACCAAGGCUCCACGCCUUGCAAGGUUACCAUCACCGGCCCCAGUCCGCUGAUCUCGUCAGCAAGGAGAUCGAUAGAAGAAUUGAUUCGGACUCCAUCACAGCCGUCUGGAGGAGGUAUCCGUCCUGGUCCGUCCUUCACUACGUCAUACACACAACCAAAUUACACCCCGUAUGGGGCAUAUGGGGGUUUCGCCAUGCCUCAAGCAGUUUAUCCAGCACACAGUGGAUAUCAGCCAUAUGGGGGAUAUUCUCCAUAUCCGAAUACGAUGCCGACAUAUGCCAGCUACAGUAGCGUAGGUGCGGCAUCUGAUCCUUAUGCAUCGGUUGGCAAUUAUAGCCAGUCACAUUACACCGCCAGUGUCUCCCAGCAGAAUGCUGGUCCAACGACUCCAGGAGCAGCUGGAAAUAGCAGUCUGUGGCAGAUCUUGCAAGAUGACCAGGGUCGCAACUAUUACUACAACUCCCUCACGGGUGUGAGCCAAUGGGAGAAGCCUGCCGAUGUGCCUUGAACUCCUUGCUUUUGAUAUUACCUGAUAAUGUUUACACGUUUUUUUCAAUCCAAUUUACUUGGUAGGUUUGUAUGUCCUGUGAGAUCACGUGCGAUAUGGGUCGACCAAGUUGACACCUGAAGGGGCAAACUCAUGCACUGGACUUGGGCCGUCUGACUGGAUUUCAUUGACUAUACCCGCACAUGCCUUUCGAGUCUUCUGCUUAGCUUGCAAUAUAUCGCACUACGGAGUGCGCAACUCCAACUGAAGGAUGUGUGUAAAGGCAUCUUUCACCGUCACGACCCUGAAUGCUAUCCAAGCUGACCUGCAACAAUUCAGCAAGUUCACUGAUGCCGUUGCUUGCCUUUCCUUAAAACGGUAUCGCGGCAUGUAUGGCCUGUAAUCAACCUGUGC
Molecule: messenger RNA, 2349 nt
Organism: Volvox carteri f. nagariensis
Lineage: Eukaryota; Viridiplantae; Chlorophyta; Chlorophyceae; Chlamydomonadales; Volvocaceae
Gene: crb1
Product: subunit of circadian RNA-binding protein
Exons: 4
Coding region: 472-1956 (494 amino acids)
Biological process (GO): regulation of gene expression
Cellular component (GO): cytoplasm; nucleus
Molecular function (GO): mRNA binding; protein binding
Source: RefSeq, a predicted model, not a curated record